AUCUAAGCACUGAUAGAGAAUUAAAUCCAGUGGUGCUUCCAAUGCGAAACCUUCCUCUCCGUUUUCACGCCGUUGAUGCUGUCGGGUCAUGGACGGUGAAGAUUCUCCGGAAAAUCCGACAGACAAGGACGAGGAUGAGGCACCGCUUGUUGCGGAGUCUCUGUCCAGAAUUCUACUUGUCGAUGCUCCCAUUCUUUUGUUCGUUUGUUUCCACAAAGCUCUACGCGCCGACCUCGCUGACCUCCGUCACAUGGCGGUCGUGGCUUUGGAGCGUGUCUCCUACGACCGUGAACUCAUACUCGAGCUCCACCGGCGGCUCGAGUUCGUAAGACUUGUAUAUAAGUAUCACUGUUCCACCGAAGACGAGGUGAUAUUUUUAGCUCUAGAUAUUCGUGUUAAAAAUGUGGCGUGUACAUAUUCACUUGAGCAUGAAAGCAUCGAUGCUCUCUUUGACUCUGUUUUCGAUGGCUUGAAUGGUUUGCUGAAGGGAAAUGAAGAUAUGUCCAAGUCAUAUAAAGAACUUGUUUUUCAUAUAAGCACCAUCCAGGCCUUCAUAUGCCAACAUAUGCUGAAAGAAGAAGAACAGGUUUUUCCUUUGCUGAUGCAGGAGUUCUCUUCUAAAGACCAAGCUUCGCUUGCCUGUGAAUUUCUAUACAGUAUUCCUGUAAUACUGCUGGAGGCUAUUUUUCCAUGGAUGGCAUCCUAUCUCUCACUGGAUGAGAAAGUAGAUGUCAAACAUUGUAUAAAAGAAAUUUUAUCUGAAGAAACAUCACUGCAAGAGGUCGUAAUUUCUUGGCUUGAUAAAGAUAUCCAAUCCUAUUUUUUGGCCCAUGGGAAAGGAGUAGAAAAUUUUGAUGAAUCUGAAAAUAUGAGAAGCAUACCAAAAUUGCUUUCAUCUAAGAGGCAUAGUGGAGAAAGUUGGCAUCAGAAGAAAACAUACAGUCAACAAACACGCAUAGGACACAAUCAAUGUGAUGGUCUUCUGCUUUGGCAUAGAGCAAUAAGGAAAGAUUUGGGAGGAAUUCAGGACAACCUACAUCAGAUAAAAUGUUCAAAGGAUUUCUCAGAUCUAGAUUCAGUAGUAUUCCAGCUAAAAUUCUUUGUUGAUGUUCUAAUCUUCUACAGCGCUGCACUGGAAAAAUUCUGUUAUCCUGUAUUAGAUGAACUUCCAGCUAGCUGCCGGUCUCCACCCAAAGUGCAAUUUCAAGUUGAAAGCUUACAGCAGCUAUUAAACUGUUAUAUUCAAAAUGGGGUACCCAUGUGCAUGUAUGUAGACAAGCUUUUCUAUGAACUGGAGUCUUUUGUGAUGGAUAUCAGCAAACAGUUCACUAUUGAAGAGACAGAGGUAUUCACCAUCUGUCACCAGAAAUGCAGCCUUGAAAUGCAGCAAAAGCUUCUAUACAAGACACUUCAUAUGAUGCCAUUUGGGUUGCUGAAGUGUGUGAUCAUCUGGUUUUCAGCUCAAUUAUCUGAGGAUGAAUCUAGGUCCAUUCUUCGUAGCAUAAAUCACGGAGGCUCUUUAGUCAAUGAAUCAUUUGCGUACCUCUUAAAUGAAUCGUUCCAUAUUGGCUAUUCAGGUAAGACCUCUGUUGAAAACUUCAUAAGGGAGUUGCAGAAAAUGUUCAAGAGUAGACACUCUUUUCUCCCUGAGCAAAUCAAGGAGGCUGUCGUAUAUUCUUCCUUAAAGCCAGAUUUGCAACCUUGUAAAGGAAUAAAACAAAGGCAAAUGGAGCAAAUCUCUACCAUCAAUAACAACAAAUGUUCAUCUUUUUCUUCUUCUCUUGAUUCCACCUGUACUAAGGAGUAUGAAACAUCCUACUCCUGUGCAACCACUCUAGACAUAUUUUUCCCUCGGACAUUAAGGGCAUUACACCCCUCCAUUAAAUUUUUGGUUGAAAAUUGUUGUAGCAGUUCUAAAACAGAUGGACCAAUUCCAAUAGAUCUCAUGUUUUUCUUCCAUAAGGCAGUCAAGAAAGAUUUGGAAUACCUUGUCCAUGGUUCAGCUCGGUUGGCUGAAAAUGCUCUGUUGCUUAUGGAUUUCCAGCAGCGCUUCCAUCUCAUACAGUUUCUAUAUCAAAUUCACAGUGAGGCAGAGGACGAGGUUGCAUUUCCUGCAUUGGAGGCGAAAGGAAAAGUCCAAAAUAUUAGCCAUUCUUACUCUAUUGACCACAGAUUAGAAGCUGAACAUUUUAGAAAGAUAUCCGACAUUCUAAAUAAGAUGGUUGAAUUGCACAUGUCAGCUUCUAGUAUGGAUUCAAACAUACAGGAUCAGAGAAUGUUGAAGUACCAUCGGUUGUGCAUCAGGCUCAAUGAUAAAUGCAAAUCUCUGCAUAGAUUGUUGUCAGAACAUGUCCAUCGUGAAGAAACUGAACUUUGGCCCUUAUUUAGAGACUGCUUUUCUAUUGAUGAGCAAGAAAAGAUCAUAAAAUGCAUACUUGGAAGAAUGUCAGCUGAAAAGCUACAAGAUAUGAUACCCUGGCUAACAGCAGCAUUAACACCACAAGAGCAACAUACUGUGAUGUCCUUAUGGCUCAAUUCCACAAAAAAUACAAUGUUUGAAGAAUGGCUGGGAGAAUGGUGGGAUGGCCAUGAUGUCAUUAAGGUUGCAAAGAAGCCAAGUGUUCCUUCUUCAUUGACUGCAGAUCCUUUGGAGCUUAUCUCAGCAUACUUUUCCAAUGAAGUUUUGGGACUGGGAAAAGAAGAAACUUGCUGCAACAAAGUCAGUGAUUUUGCAGAGAAAGGUAGUGAUGGGACUUGUUUUGGGUCAUUAGAGAAUUAUAAUAUGGAUAAAAAACUUUCCACUGAAGAACAACGUAUUUACAAAUGGUCAGAAUGUACAAAACAUUCUGGUGAGGGCGACAAGAAAGGAUGCAAUAAAGCAAUGGAUGUAGAGGAAUCGUUUGAUAAACCAAGUGAAAUUUUUCCAGAAAGUCAGAAGUCUAGGAAUAAUGACAGCGUUCUCACAAUGAGUCAAGAAACUCUAGAGGUUUUGAUAAGAAGAGUAUCCCAAGAUUCAUCCUUAGAUCCUCAGAAAAAGUCAUACAUAAUCCAAAACCUGUUAAUGAGCCACUGGAUCACUGGACAACAGAUUACCCAUUCAAAAGAAUCCAUCUCACGUGAUGGGGAAGAGAUUCCCGGCCAGUAUCCAUCCUAUCAUGACCCUGUCAAAUUGGUCUUUGGUUGCAAACACUAUAAGAGGAACUGUAAGCUCAUGGCCACUUGCUGCAAUCAGCUUUAUACAUGCAUACGUUGCCAUGAUGAGGUAGCGGGUCAUUCAUUGGAUAGGAAAUGUGUAACAAAGAUGAUGUGCAUGAAAUGCUUGAUAAUUCAGAGAGUUGGGCCCACAUGCUCAACUGUUUGCUGCAAAAACUUAUCCAUGGCAAGAUAUUAUUGCAGGAUUUGCAAAUUAUUUGAGGAUGAAAGGGAAAUCUACCACUGCCCUUAUUGCAAUCUGUGCCGAUUAGGGAAGGGAUUGGGCAUUGACUAUUUUCACUGUAUGAACUGCAAUGCUUGCAUGUCGCGAUCUCUUUCAAAUCAUAUAUGCAGAGAAAGAUGUUUUAUGGAUAACUGUCCAAUCUGCCUGGAAGAUAUGUUUUCAUCAAAUGCUCCCGUGAAGGGCCUUCCAUGUGGUCAUUUGAUGCACUCAGCUUGUUUUAAGGAUUACACUAGAAUUCACUAUACCUGCCCUGUCUGUAGCAAGUCACUUGGUGACAUGCAGGUGUAUUUUAGGAUGUUAGAUGCAUUGUUGGCCGAGGAGAAAAUUCCAGAGGAGUAUUCUGGCCAAACUCAGGUGAUACUAUGUAAUGAUUGUGAAAAGAGGGGAGCUGCUCCUUUCCAUUGGCUCUAUCACAAAUGCCCAUCUUGUGGAUCCUACAACACUAGGCUUCUAUGAAUGUGCUCACUAGAAAAAAGAAAAAGAAUAUGGAACGCACUGAUCUUGCAGUCUGGCUUCUUGAUCAAUUGACACUGGUCAGACUGAAGCAUGCAGCAGCACUCUUCAGUUCAUUCUCUGCAACGUGC
Molecule: messenger RNA, 4020 nt
Organism: Mangifera indica (mango)
Lineage: Eukaryota; Viridiplantae; Streptophyta; Magnoliopsida; Sapindales; Anacardiaceae
Product: zinc finger protein BRUTUS-like At1g18910
Exons: 13
Coding region: 89-3892 (1267 amino acids)
Biological process (GO): protein ubiquitination; ubiquitin-dependent protein catabolic process
Cellular component (GO): nucleus
Molecular function (GO): ubiquitin protein ligase activity; zinc ion binding
Source: RefSeq, a predicted model, not a curated record